Molecule: messenger RNA, 324 nt
Organism: Naegleria gruberi
Lineage: Eukaryota; Heterolobosea; Eutetramitea; Acrasida; Naegleriidae
Gene: FM170
Exons: 1
Coding region: 1-324 (107 amino acids)
Source: RefSeq, a predicted model, not a curated record
AUGAGAUAUAUUGAAAAACAUACACUUCAUGCUUGUGUUCUUGUUUCUGCUUGCGUAACUGAUAUGGGUGAUGAAAAUGAAAGAAAGAGUGGAUAUUACAAUAGAGAAUGGAAUUGGGAAUUAAUGAAAAGAAAUUGUCCAAUUAUUGUUCAAUUUGGAUCUGAGGAUGAUCAUUUAGUUGAUUUUGAAAGUGAACAAAAAGUUGUUUUUGAAAAGCUUGGAUCCAUUCCAUAUAUUUUCCAGGAUAAGAAUCACUUUUUAUCCUACCAAGUGGAUCAUUCCAUUGUUCAAGCUAUUCAAAAUGAUAUCAUUAAAAAAUUGUAA